AUGGCCUCUAAGAUGUAUUAUGACUGUACUGAUAAAACACCGGAUGAAUAUUAUGCCAAUCCCAAUGACCCGUCAUACUUUUUCACCUGUGUUGGUGGAACGCCUAUUAUUCUGCAAUGUCCUGCAAACCUAAUUUACUAUGAAGAUCGAGAAAAAUGUGACCAUACUAGUACUAGCGAAGAAGAUGACAGUUCAACAUCAAUAAUAGAAGUUGGUGGCUCAACCUUAUCAACAACUGAUGGUGUGGUGGAUUGGUCAACAACUAUAGUAUCUACUACUGAGAGUGAAGACUGGUCAACAACUAUAGUUGGUGGUUCAAGCUUAUCAACUACUGAUGGGGAGGACUGGUCGACAACAUCAUGGCUUAAUAUGGGAACAGUUUUUGCUGGUGGUGGCUCAACCCUUGCUAAUAUCGAUGACCGAUCAACAAAAGUUGGUGGCUCAACCUUAUCAUCUACUGAUCGUGAGAACUCAACAACUCUAGCUGGUGAUUUAACGAUAUCUACUACUGAUAUUGGUGACCGGUCAACAACUAAAGAUAAAAUUAUGAUUGAUUUAUUUAGAAAAUCGCUUGGCUCAACUGUGACUACUGAAAAUUGUCACCAUCGGUCACCAACAGCUGAAGCUAGUGUACACUGUAAAACAGAAACACCAAAUGUAGUCAACAUUCCCCUGACAUCUAAGCCAGAUAGUAUCACAUUUUCCACUUCUGCUAAUAACAGGUUGGAAGAAGACGGGCCAUUCAGCGUUGUUGCAAUUCUCAGCGUUCUCCAAGGAAACACACUUCUGGAAACUAUCAAUGGGGAUGUUUUACCAAGUACAUCAGACAUCGUGGACAUAGAUUUUUACGACAAAUUUCAAAAGAAAACCAGUGUCAAUUGUGAGAUAAAAUUUCCUGUCAUUAAGAACGUAACUACACAGAAUAGUACUACUAGCGUGAAUAAAAUUCCAGUAUGCCAUUUUACACCAGAUAAUGACGCAUCAGCUAUGUGGUCAACUGCGGGAUGCGAGACAAUCUAUGAUGACGACUUUCUUGUGAGUGGCGUGACGUGUAAUUGCAAUCACCUGACGUCAUUUGUCAUUCUAAUGAAACCGAAGCAGAUAGAAGAGAACAUGAUUUUGUCGGUGCUUACCAACUUUGGAGUUGCAAUUUCAAGUGUUUUUCUUAUCAUCACUUUGAUCAUCAUUUAUGGUUUUAAAACUUUAAGAAACUCCGAUCGGUACAGAAGCAUGCGUCAUCUAGUCAUCGCUCUACUCAGCUCUAAUUUCUUCUUUUCGUGCCUGAAAAUUGAUGUGAAUAAUAUACCGAUCGCCUGUAGUUUUCUUGCGGGAUGUCUGCACUUCAGUUUCCUGGCGGCUUUUUCGUGGAUGUUGAUCAUAUCAACGGACAUAUACAUGAAGAUUAAGUAUCCGUUUGCUGAUCAUGAAAAACGAUUCAUGUACAGUCGGUAUUGUGGCUGGAUUGUACCAUUAAUUGCCGUCGGGGUGACUGUUGGUAUAACAAGAGAGAACUAUGCGUCUGAUAAGUGCUGGUUGGAUACUCAUUCUGGUGCCAUUUGGGCUUUUAUUUUUCCAGUGUGCCUCACACUUCUUAUUGUCUUCAUGCAGCUAGUAGUUGUUAGUUUCGUAGCGUUAAAAAAAUCACAAUUGCCAAACCAAACUGAAGACGAAAUGCAAAAACUCAAACGAAUCAGGAAUUUGUUUGGUGGUAUAUUGCUUCUCACGCCAGUAGUUGGACUUUCAUGGAUCUUCGGUGUCAUCAUCAUAUUUGACAAUUCUGAGAUAAUGGAACACAUAUUUGUUAUCUUAAAUUCGACUCAAGGACUUCUCAUCUGGCUCACGCAGUGCGUCUUUAGCAAAGAGGUUCGACAAACAUUUAGGAAGAGAUUGAGCAAUCGAAUUGGGCAAAAUAGUAGCAUCAAUACUAUAAAUAAUGACACAAUAUCAACGAGCAUAACACCAGUAGCGUGACGAGCUAGCCGAGAUAUUUUCUCAACACAGAAAAUUCAAAGGUCAACAGUGGGUGCACAGUGUUUGAUUCAUUGCUUACGCUCGUUUGUCACGGAAGGGGAGGGGUAAUGGACCCACCACUCAGUCUUCCCCCCCACCCACCAUUUACACCAAUACUUGGGAGGUACAUCAUAUGGCACAACCAGAGCACUUAAAGAUGGGGUGUUCAGCCAGCCAUCCACUUAGAUAAUAUAGAAUGCUCCGGAAUGCUCUGGAAUUCCAGGGUUCAUGUAUAUAAGAUGAUAGGUUUUCCUAUCUGGAACUAUUUGGAGACACGUGUCACGUCCAUUAUUUAAACAAUUUAAUAUGCUUACAAUCUUUGAUAUAAAUAAGGUACAGGCAGUAUGUUUCAUUUCUAGAUAUCAUCUCAGGCAAUUACCCGCUCCCUUAUGCGAAAUCCUUGAUGGUAAUACAAAAAGUGAACGUGCAAAAGCCCAAAGAAAUUCAAACAAAAUGUAUGUACCUUUUUCAAGACUGACAUCCUGUCACAGAUCUAUUUUUAUUCACGGACCAAAUAUCUGGAAUGAGCUAUAUGAUAGCCUUUUAAAAAUAAAUUCGCAAAAUUCGAUCAAAAAUAAAUUGAAAGAGAUGAUUUUAAAUACUUAUUAAGGAAAACUUUUCUUGGGAGUGAGGCAUUUCCCCUUCCUGGAGGUGCCGGCAAUUGUGGGCGAUCCCAAAUUUAAAAAUUAAAAUGUUGAUGUGUUUACUAUGUAUUCUGUGCGUGUAUGUUUUGCAUGUUGCGUAUUCAAACUGACAAGCCAC
This is a messenger RNA of Anneissia japonica, 2772 nucleotides long. RefSeq names its product adhesion G protein-coupled receptor L3-like. The coding region runs from base 1 to 1971 and encodes 656 amino acids. Gene Ontology annotation, molecular function: chitin binding; G protein-coupled receptor activity. The record is from RefSeq and is a predicted model, not a curated record. Gene Ontology annotation, cellular component: extracellular region; membrane. NCBI's taxonomy places the organism in Eukaryota, Metazoa, Echinodermata, Crinoidea, Comatulida, Comatulidae. Gene Ontology annotation, biological process: cell surface receptor signaling pathway; adenylate cyclase-activating G protein-coupled receptor signaling pathway. The transcript is spliced from 21 exons.